AGAAAAAAACAUCAAAUAUGGUAAUGAUAUAAGCAAAGUGGAGAAGCAAUAAGAAGAAGAAGAAGGGUAUGGAAGAGGGUCGUAGAGGAUCAUCUUCAACACCACAAUCUCGUAAGAUCAUGGUGAUCGCUGAUCCGACCCGUGAAUCUGCAGCCGCUCUUCAAUACGCUCUUUCACACGCCGUGCUCGAGCAAGACGAGCUUAUUCUUGUUCAUGUUGAAAACUCUGGUGGUUCUUGGAAAAACGCUUUCUCAAGUUUUUUAAGAUUACCAAGCUCCAUCUCUUCCUCUAGCAGCGGCUCCUCCCCCGCUUCUAACGGUACCACAACCGCUUCUAACGCGGCAGCAACCGCUUUAGCCUCUGAGAUUGGUCAAGGAGAUGGGAAUUUCUUGGAACAGAUGAAACGGAUAUGUGAAAUCGCUCAGCCAAAAGUGCGUGUGCACACCGAGUGUAUAGCUAUGGAAGGCGUCAAAGCUACAGCGAUUCUUCUUCAUGGUGACAAGCUUGGCGUUGAUGUUAUAAUCAUAGGACAACGCCGGACAAUCUCAUCCUCCCUUCUAGGAACUAGGAGGCCUGGAGGGUCACUAAGAGGUUCAAAAGGAGUAGACACAGCGGAAUAUCUAAUCGAAAACUGCAAAUGCACUUGUGUUGGUGUAACGAAGAAAGGACAAAAUGGAGGCUAUGUUUUAAACACCAAGACACAUAAGAACUUCUGGCUCUUGGCAUGAUUAUAUGCAUUGCUUCUAGUCAGUUUUAAAUGCUUUCAGGUAGCUAAAAAGAACUGUGACAAAGAAUAAGAAGAAAUAUAAAGGUUACCUCCACUCAUCGAUCUUUUCUUGUUUUUUUCCUCAUCUCUAAAUUUCUAGCAAUGAAGUGUUCUUUUGUAU
This is a messenger RNA of Arabidopsis arenosa, 887 nucleotides long. The record is from the annotation of a GenBank genome assembly. Lineage: Eukaryota; Viridiplantae; Streptophyta; Magnoliopsida; Brassicales; Brassicaceae.